Messenger RNA from Macadamia integrifolia, 510 nucleotides. RefSeq names its product S-protein homolog 27-like. The coding region runs from base 1 to 510 and encodes 169 amino acids. The record is from RefSeq and is a predicted model, not a curated record. Lineage: Eukaryota; Viridiplantae; Streptophyta; Magnoliopsida; Proteales; Proteaceae. The transcript has a single exon.
AUGGUAGAGGGAAAUAUUCUAUUUAAGUGGGUGAUGGAGAAAAGAACUGACAAAUUAACAACAGAGCCAUUCAAGCACAGAAUGGGUGGUUUUAGAAGUAUCAUUCCUGUUCUGAUCAUUGUUGCUGUGAUGAUGGAGUACUCACCACCUUGGGUUUGUGGGUGCAGCUUCCUUACUCCAAGAAUACAUGUAAGAGUGCAAAACAAAUUGGGUGAAGGAAAGAGAUUGUAUUUGCAUUGUGCAUCAAGGGACGAUGAUCUUGGAAAGCACUCACUGGACUUCAAUCAGGUAUUCACAUGGACCUUUUGUCGAAAUUUUUCGAUGUCUACUAUCUUCUACUGUGACUUCUCGUAUGCAAGGGAUGGAAUAAAUGUAAGCACUCAUGGAGCCGUUUAUUAUGGAGAAAGAGAUGAAUGCACAGACUGCACGGAUCUUGUUCAACCACAAGGGGUUUAUGUAGCAGACACAAAGAACCCUAGUCACUCCGCACUUGUGGCAAUAUGGCCUUAA